AUGGCCGCAUUCCUCACCAAAUUCACAAGAAUCCCUCUCAGGGACAUCUCAAAAGCCGCUGACUCGCUUUUCCCUGAGCUCAACGCUGAGGCCAAGGCUUUGGCUGCUCAGUUCACCACUUUAUCCAACAGACUCAACGAGCAGGAGUCCUUGGUCACCUUGAACAACAACUUGAGAACCAAAACUUUCAUUGUGGGCCACACGCCUGCCAAGGUUGACUUGGACGUUUUCGCCAAGGUUUUUCCUGUGGCUCACCAGUGGAAGCUGGCCGAGGAGUACGCUCAGUUCAGACACAUCCUCAGAUGGGCCGAUUUGGUUCAGAACACCCUUGUGGAGGUGCCUGAGGAGGAGCAGUUGAAGAUCGACUUGGACAAGGAGGUGCCACGUGAGAUCAAGGAGAAGAAGAAGCCUGCCAAGGAGGGCCAGGCCAAGGAGGCUCCAAAGGAAGCCGCUAAGGGUGCUCCUAAGGAGGUUGCUAAGGAUGCUCCCAAGGGUAAGAAGCCACUUUCCGAGGAGGACAAGAAGGCUUCUGCUGAGGCCGCUAAGGCCAAGAAGGCCGCUAAGGCUAAGGCUAAGGCUGAGCAACAAGCCAAGCAGGCUGCCGCUGCUGUUCCUCCUAACCCAGGCAUGAUUGACCUCAGAGUUGGUUUCAUUCAGAAGGCUGUCAAGCACCCAGACGCCGACUCCUUGUACAUGUCCACCAUUGACAUGGGAGACGAAGAGGGACCCAGAACUGUGUGCUCUGGUCUUGUCAAAUACAUCCCAUUGGAGGACAUGCAAGAGAGAUACGUUGUGUGUGUGGCCAACUUGAAGCCUGUGUCCAUGAGAGGCGUCAAGUCGACUGCCAUGGUCUUGUGUGCGUCUAACGAGACCACUGUGGAGUUUGUGAACCCACCUGCUGGUUCCAAGGCUGGUGACAAGAUCUUCUUCGAGGGCUACAACGCCACGCCCGAGAAGCAAUUGAACCCUAAGAAGAAGGUCUGGGAGGCCGUUCAGCCAGGCUUCUCCACCACGGAAAACUUCGAGGUUACUUACACUGAGGAGGGUAAGGCUCCAGCUAAGUUGGUGAACGAGAAGGGCGAGCUCUGUAAGAACAGCACCAUCGUGAAGGCCGAGGUGAAAUAA
Molecule: messenger RNA, 1125 nt
Organism: Candidozyma duobushaemuli
Lineage: Eukaryota; Fungi; Ascomycota; Pichiomycetes; Serinales; Metschnikowiaceae
Gene: ARC1
Product: Arc1p
Exons: 1
Coding region: 1-1125 (374 amino acids)
Cellular component (GO): methionyl glutamyl tRNA synthetase complex
Molecular function (GO): tRNA binding
Source: RefSeq, a predicted model, not a curated record